UAAAGGGCUUUCUCUUACAAAGUUAUCUGUACGGCCAUUCUUACACCCUCUAAAAUCUAAAGAGAAAUAACACAAAUUACAAGUUGAAGGUUCUGUAAUCCCAAAACCCUAACAAGAAAAGUUUUCACAAUCGGAGAAGAAGCCAUGUUUCCAGGGUUCAUGCGAAAGCCAGACAAGACUGCGGCAUUGAAGGAGCUCAAAGCUCACGUCGCCAUGUUUGGGACAUGGGUCGUUGUGGUUCGUCUCACCCCUUACAUUCUUCACUUUCUCAACCGCGAAAGCGAGGAACUCAAGCUCGAGCUUUAGAUUCAGAGUGGUCUUGAGGAGGAUACUUGCUUGAGUUGUGGAGGAAUUUCAUCAAAUAAUGUUUCUAUGUAACCCUGAAAAUUGUGUGGGCAUGAUACAUUGUUAGCAUAAUAGACAAUGUCAUUUAUAUUUUUUUGUUUGUUUUUACAUUGACAAGCUUGUGAGUAUGUUUUACAAUGUAGAAGUAAAAGGACACAGGCAGUCGUUGAUGGGAU
Molecule: messenger RNA, 521 nt
Organism: Lathyrus oleraceus (garden pea)
Lineage: Eukaryota; Viridiplantae; Streptophyta; Magnoliopsida; Fabales; Fabaceae
Product: mitochondrial import receptor subunit TOM6 homolog
Exons: 2
Coding region: 145-306 (53 amino acids)
Cellular component (GO): mitochondrial outer membrane translocase complex
Source: RefSeq, a predicted model, not a curated record